Messenger RNA from Prunus armeniaca (apricot), 576 nucleotides. Lineage: Eukaryota; Viridiplantae; Streptophyta; Magnoliopsida; Rosales; Rosaceae. The record is from the annotation of a GenBank genome assembly.
AUGGAAGAGAAGGAUACAACAAGCCCUAAGACAACGCAAGAGCUAGCAAUGGAAGGCCAGAAGCAUCUAGAAGAAACCAUAGAGGCAGCUUUCCAGAUCCUCUCCUCCAUGAACGACGAGCUCUGCAACCCCACAUUGUGGUCCACCACUUCCUCUUUUUCAGCUGCUACGAACAUUGCAAAUGGUCCUGCUCCCCACUCAAAUGGUGUCAAUAAUGGCGAUUCAUCUUCUUCUGAGAACACGUCUACCCAUCACGGCGACUUAAUUGGUGCUGGUGGUUCUGGCACCGGAGGAGCUCUUGAAGAGGCUCGGCUUCGGUAUACGAACUCUGUGCGCUUACUCCGUGCUGUUCUCACUGCGAUUCCCAACUCUCAGAAGGCACCAUCUGAAACUAGUUCAACUGUAGUCAGUUCAGAAUCACCAGCAGGUGAAGCUGAAAUUGAGAAGUUAGAUGAGCGAGCCUCCAAUUUGAGAAAGGAGCUUGCAAACAAGAAUGUGUAUAUCAAGUUUCUUAUAGAUCAACUACGAGAUCUUAUUACUGACAUAUCAACAUGGCAAAGUCCUUGUUCCAUCUGA